AUGGCUGGUCCAUCCACCCCUGACCGUCCCGUGGACGCGGGAAAUGCCGAAUACACUCGGCCUCCUGAUCCCUCCUCCCCUACUAACCUCAACAAGCGCGCUGGAAAACGGAUGAAAGCACCUACGGGCCAGCUGCCCCCCGGUCCUCUCCCAAGAGGUGCCAGCGCCACAACCGCAACCACAACCAUGUCCGCCUCUGCUGCCAUCACCGAGCGGCUGGACGCAAAGGCCCGAGAGGCCAAACUCCUAAGGGAGGUAUUUGAGACCUUCGCCAAGACGGUGGACACCUUCGCCGCCUCUUGCAAAGACGACAAGAGAGUCAUCGCACUCGAAAUCAGCUCCCAGAUGGUUAAUUUCAUCUCCACAUCCUACUUUGCGAGCACCAACGGCAACGACUUCGUCCCGAUCAGGGCCCGAAGCGACCCGGCAACAAUCUCCUUGAUAAAACCCACAACCUAG
Molecule: messenger RNA, 459 nt
Organism: Penicillium digitatum Pd1
Lineage: Eukaryota; Fungi; Ascomycota; Eurotiomycetes; Eurotiales; Aspergillaceae
Source: RefSeq, a predicted model, not a curated record